AUGGCAUUUCCCGGCAUGUCAGCUCCAGGCUUGGGCGGCCAAGGUGUUGGUCUGGAUGAGCAGAAGUUGAAGGAGCAGCAGAUGAUCAAAUUUAUGCAACAAGCCAUGGAGUCAUGUCCCGCAAAGACUGCAAUGUCGGGUGUCAUGGGUUUUGGUCUGGGUGGUCUGUUCGGUCUCUUCAUGUCGAGUGUAAGGCUUCUCUGCAUCUACUCNAUGCGAUACGAUGCCCCCAUGACGGCCGGCGCAGACGCAAUCACAAAACUUCCCGUCAAGGAUCAGCUACGACAAGGAUUCAAAGAGAUGGGCAAGGCGAGUUGGAGCAGCGCAAAGAACUUUGGUCUCGUCGGUAGCAUUUUCGCUGGAACCGAGUGCUGCAUCGAGGGUUUCCGCGCAAAGAAUGACUUGUACAAUGGCGUAGCAGCUGGCUGCAUCACAGGUGGUGCCCUCGCUGCCAAAGCCGGUCCGCAGGCCGCUGCUCUGGGUUGCGCUGGUUUCGCUGGCUUCAGUGCCGCUAUCGAUUAUUACAUGCGCAUGCCGAACGACGACACGGCCGCCGACCCGAUCGCUUAG
Molecule: messenger RNA, 570 nt
Organism: Aureobasidium vineae
Lineage: Eukaryota; Fungi; Ascomycota; Dothideomycetes; Dothideales; Saccotheciaceae
Source: the annotation of a GenBank genome assembly